Messenger RNA from Sebastes umbrosus (honeycomb rockfish), 1338 nucleotides. Its product is annotated as carboxy-terminal kinesin 2-like. Gene Ontology annotation, biological process: microtubule-based movement. The record is from RefSeq and is a predicted model, not a curated record. Gene Ontology annotation, molecular function: microtubule motor activity; microtubule binding; ATP binding. NCBI's taxonomy places the organism in Eukaryota, Metazoa, Chordata, Actinopteri, Perciformes, Sebastidae.
AUGAAACAAACUGUUGCACCCACUGGCACAAAAGCAGAAUACAGUAAAUACAGCGAGAAGAGCACUCUUGAAAAGGAGCUCUCCAACUUAGAGGGCAAAUACAAGGUCAUGGAGACUCUCCGGGACAGCCAAGAGACGGAGCUCCAAACUCUCAAGAUGAAGCUUGUCGUACAGGAGUCAACUCUGGCCCGCCUGCAGGUGACCCUCAGAGACACCGAGGAAGAGGUCCGCUCUCUCAGGGACACUGUGGUCCAGCAGAAGGAUGAGCUGCAUGCCGGGGAGAUGGAGCGCAGACAGCUCCACAAUUCCAUCCAGGAGCUCAAGGGCAAUAUCAGGGUCUUUUGCAGAGUGCGCCCCCUGGUGGAGGGAGGCCUCAGCAAGCACAUUCAGCUCCUGACCAGCGACAACAAGGCGAUCACACUGGCCAAAACAGAAGAGUCCCACACAGGCAAAACUGCUGAGACUCAGAAGAAUUACAGCUUCAGUUUUGACCGGGUGUUUGGCCCCCAGGCUUUACAACAAGAGGUCUUCGAAGAGAUCUCGCUGCUGGUGCAGUCGGCAUUGGACGGCUACAACGUCUGCUGCUUUGCUUAUGGCCAGACAGGAAGCGGAAAGACGUACACCAUGGAGGGAGACGAGUAUGAUGAGUGCAGAGGUGUAAUUCCCAGAGCCGUGAAGCAAAUCUUCAGAGCAGCAGAGAAACUGGGAGCACAAGGCUGGGAGUUCUCCUUCACAGCGAGCUUUGUAGAAAUUUACAAUGAGACCCUGCGAGACCUCCUGUACACUGGCACGGCCAGCAAGAGGCCCGAGCAUGAGAUCCGCAAGACCACCAAUAACGAGAUGACGAUCACCAACCUCACAUACGAGAAGGUCUGCAACGAGGAUCAGGUUCUCGGCCUGAUCAUGUUGGCGAAUCAGAAUCGCUCUACAGCCCAGACGGCCCAGAAUGACCGCUCCUCUCGCUCCCAUUCAGUGUUCCAGCUGGACAUCGAGGGAGUGAAUGUUGGCAGGGAUGUCAAAUGCAAGUCCACUCUGUGCCUGGUGGACUUGGCCGGCAGUGAGCGCAUGCUGAAGAGUCAGUCUCAGGGUGACCGCUUUAAGGAGAUGACUGCCAUCAACGGCUCCCUCUCCAACCUGGGCAUGGUCAUCUCCGCACUGGCCAACAAGGAGAGCUAUGUUCCCUACAGAAACUCUAAGCUGACCUACCUGCUUCAGGGAUGCUUGGGAGGAAAUAGCAAAACGCUGAUGUUUGUGAACAUCGCCCCAGAGCCAGACAGCUUUGGGGAAACCCUAAACUCUUUGAGGUUUGCCAGCAAGGUCAGUGCAUCUAUGGUUGUG